AUGAUUACCGACAGCCAACUCUACUCGCUCGCCAUCUUCCUCGGAAGCGCUGCUAUGCUGCUCAUCGUCCUAUACCAUUUCCUCGAGGUCAAUUCCGACGAUCACAAAGUUGAGGAGAAGCCCAAGGCCGCGUCAGGCAAGGUCAAGGCAUGA
Messenger RNA from Alternaria ventricosa, 153 nucleotides. RefSeq lists its product as uncharacterized. The record is from RefSeq and is a predicted model, not a curated record. The transcript has a single exon. Lineage: Eukaryota; Fungi; Ascomycota; Dothideomycetes; Pleosporales; Pleosporaceae. Gene Ontology annotation, cellular component: oligosaccharyltransferase complex. The coding region runs from base 1 to 153 and encodes 50 amino acids.